Messenger RNA from Erigeron canadensis, 1416 nucleotides. RefSeq names its product CBBY-like protein. Gene Ontology annotation, molecular function: hydrolase activity. The transcript is spliced from 11 exons. NCBI's taxonomy places the organism in Eukaryota, Viridiplantae, Streptophyta, Magnoliopsida, Asterales, Asteraceae. The record is from RefSeq and is a predicted model, not a curated record. The coding region runs from base 87 to 1193 and encodes 368 amino acids.
CUAAGCAAAUCGGAAAGGAUAAAAAGGAGAAGAAAAGAAAGAAAAAGGACACAAUUGAGUUUGAGGUGGAAAAAAAAAAAGAAAAAAUGAGGGUAAUUCAAAUCAGACCUCCUCCUCUUGUUCUUAUUCCCGGUGGACACACCACCAUCACAACCAACAACAGACUAAUCCAAAAGAAGUCAUUAUUAUCAUAUAGUAACAGGCAACCACUAGCUACUUCAGCUCCAUCACCACCACCACCAUUUUCUACUUUUAGGCUUCAUUCUUCUUCUUCUUCACCUCAGAAUGCUACUGCUUCCAAUCAACUUGCUGUUCUUCUUGAACUUGAAGGGGUCCUCAUGGACGUAUAUGGUAUCGGAAAUCGUGAAGCCUUCAAUUUAGCAUUUAAGAAAUUAGGUUUGGAUUGUGCACAUUGGACAGAACCCAUCUAUUUAGAUCUCCAGAGGAAGAGCUUUGGUGGUGAGGAGGAAAUGCUAACUCUGUACUUCAAUAAGAUAGGUUGGCCUACUUCACUCCCCACUAAUGAGAAGGGAAGCUUCAUGAAAAGUGUUCUGAGAGAAAAGAAAAAUGCAUUGGAAGAUCUUGUCAUUUCGAAAUCAUUGCCACUGAGACCUGGUGCUGAAGAAUUUAUUGACGAUGCACAUAAAGAAGGUGUUCCUGUUGUUGUACUAGCUGCCUAUGGUAAAUGUGGUGAAAAUGUAGCCAGGGCCAUUAUUGAAAAACUUGGUGAAGAUUGGAUGUCAAAGAUCAAAAUUAUUGGGAAAUCAGAGGUGGAGCAAAGCUUUUAUGGCCAGCUUGUCUUUGGUAAAGGAGUUUCUUCUAGUUUGGAUGAGCAAUUAAUGAAUGAAGCAAGAAAAGCAGCAUCCACCGAGAGACAAAAAAUUGCUAAAGAGGUCGCAUCCGUGCUGAAAUUGAGUAUUGACAUUGAUACAACUUCAAGUGAAAGGAUACAGAAAGUUGUGGCUGCGCUAAGAGCAGGAGCUGAAUACGCAGAUGUACCUGUUCCCAAUUGUGUCCUUGUUGCUGGUAGUCUUCCUGGGGUUACUGCAGCUGAGCAAAUUGGCAUGCCAUGUGUUGUCCUACGCAGCAGGUCGACAUCCAGGGCCGAGUUUCCUUCAGCGAAUGCUGUAAUGGACAGUUUUGGUGCUCCAGAUUUGACAAUAUCUAGACUACGACUCAUGAGAUCUUCCUGACUAUAACCUCAUAUCAAUUGAGCAUGCUCAUUGGUGUGAAGAUUUAUGUUCACCAACCUUUAGAUCCCGGGGUACCUAGAAACCAUCCAAUUGUUAUGGAGAUUAGGUUUUCAUGUUCAUAUGUUGUGUAUUUCACUUGUUACGAGAUGUUGAUGUGACAUUUGACUGUCUUUUAUGUCGCUACACUUUCUUAAAGUGGUAACAAGAUGUUUGUUCAUAAUAA